UUCACUUGUGCUGCCUUCACUGACAGCAGGGGUGAGGAGGAUGAUGUCCCACGAGGAGCACCGCCGCCACUCGCCAGGGGAGGAGGAGGACGGCGAGGACGAGGAGCAAGACAUGGAGGCCAGAACUGCAGUGGAGGCUCUGCUGGCACUUACUUCCCCUACUGACUACACACACCAUACAGGCUAUGAGGAGGAGUACAUGAUGGACCCGGUGAGUGAGGGAUACCCCAAGGUUGUCUCGGAGAAGGAUGGAGUUGAGGUGUACAACAGUAUGCCCGUGGAAGAGAUGGAGGUGGAGGAGAGUGGCUGCAUCAAGGUGACAGGGCAGAAUGUUCCCAUCACCCUGGGCACAAACACAGCACAAGCACAGUUGUCAGAAUCAGCGAGGGUGAGCACAUCAGAGAGCAAAGAUGUGAAUGUUUCCGACGAGGGACUGAAGCAACUGCGGGCAUUUGUGCAGGCAACAGAGGGGCAGGAGAGUGUGGUGAAGGUGUGCACUAAGCCUCAGGGCUUGAGAAGUGGUGAGAAAAGAAGUGCAUUUGGUGAGAACGGAACUCCCAUGAAAGUUAGUAAGGGGCAACAUGAUGCUAGGGAGAAGAGAACAGUGGUAGUGGUGAACAAGGCUGGUGCUGGUGGUAGUGAGGCGAGUGCUAAUAGUGAAUUAAAGAUGUGUGGCACAGACAAAAUAGGUGAAAGGUGUGGUGACAAUCAGAAAAGUGAGCAGAAUGCCACAAAGACACAGGUGAGAGUGGCUGGUGCUAGAGAUGGACCACAGCACAGGAACUUCCAGGGUGGUGACAGUGGUGGUACAGGAGAGAAUGAGAGGAACAAAACCCAGAAUACAAUGUUGGGUGAGGAGGAUGACGAUGAGGAAGAGUCAUCUGAAAGUGAGAGUGAGGCCACAGAACCAAGCCGUUUGGUGGAGAGAGGCGGUGCAAUGCAGGGUAAGCUGGAAGGCAAUAACAGUGACACUUCAGACUCAGAUGGUGAGGAUGGUGACAGUGACUCAAGCAGUUCUAGUAGUGGUUCUGAUUCCUCAUCAUCUGACUCAGAUUCCGAUGGUUCUGAGUCAGACAGUGAGUCAGAGAGUGACUCAAAAUGCACUGUUGAUAAAGGGAAGGGAGCUGUGCCAGCAGCAGCAGUGACAGGGGAGAGCAGUGUAAUAAAAAGUGGUGCUAGUGCUGCCAUGAGUGAGAGGAAGGAUAGUGAGGUGCGAGUGAAGGAACACAACAGUGCUGAGGACACAAAGUUCCUAGAUAAAAGAAGACCAUCUGACCUAUUAAGAGUGGCAGACAAGGUCAAAGCUGGGGACAGUUCAAAGCCAAGUGAGCAGGCCUUGAGUGAUCCUAACAAACCCAGUGACAAAGUGAAGGUAAUGGAGCAACAAGUGAAGGACAAGAAGAGUGUUCUGUACAAAGAGGGGACAGGGAGGGAGACCAAGACACAGAAGGGAGAGAAAGAAGUGACGGUGACUGUCAUAGAAAGGAGGAAAAGCUCUGAAGUGUGUGAGGAGCGGCAUGUGUCCCAGCCAGAGAGCAGUAGGGACAUGGACAGCCUCAGUAAUGCAUCCUCAGACACAGAGAGGAAGAGUGAGACCCCAAAGGAUUCCAGAAAGGAUGUGAGUGAUGGUGAGAGGCAGUCAUCAGUGGAGUCCAGGAACUGCAUAACUUCUAAGCCAGUGGAGAAAACAGACAAGACAUUGAGUGGAAUUAAGCUAAGCAAUGAGAAGAAACUAUUCAACAACAACAGCAUCAGCAUUACGAAGUCACAAGCUAACUUAAGUACAAGUAACAAUUUAAGCAAGAAGAACAUUGUCAUCAAAGCAGAGACACAGGCAAUGAUUAAGGUACCGGCCAGCCUCCCUAAGCUAACCACCAAACCCUCAGGGACGACCAACAGCUCCCCGAGGGCCGGUGGUGAGCGCAGUCCUGUGGAUUUAGUACAAGAAGUAGCAGCCACGUUCGCCAAGCAGCUGUCAGCCAUUCAAGCCAGCCAUAUGCGGAACAGUGCUGGCAGAACAGACCAACAUGCAGAGGAAGGUAAAUGUCCCCAGGAAGAUCACAGCUCCUCACAAGUUACUCAGGAGGAGGAUGAGAAAGCAGACUCAGAGAUAGAGGAUAUGUUCCCAAUCCAGGCCGAGGUUGUGAUGUCUGAGGGCAGCGAGAGUGGCCUAGAGUAUGAGACCUUCCCUGACCAGGCGCCUCAGGACGACCUCAGCUGGUGCAGGAAGGGCAGUGAAGUCCUGGAUCCAUCAGAGAAAGAAAACGUGGAGCUGAUGGCAUACCUCAAGAGUUAUGUGAAUGGGGGCAGGGAAGGUGAGGUAGUGGAGUACCCGCCACCAAACAAUGACCUACCGCCAGGGGGUCGUGAUCUGACACAGUGGCAGCUGGAUGAGGUGCGGUUGCCUCCCUUCACCCCCAGUGUGGCGCCCCCUUCCUGGCUGCGGCUCACUAUCCCGGCUGAGGGUUACCGCUGCCAGUCCUGCGAUGAUACAUUCUUCAUUGAGAGCUCCUUGGUGCAGCACCGGGAGAGGCGCAGCGUGUGGAUCAGCCUGGAGUGUGGUCCCUGUGAUGCAAAACUUACCUUCUACAAUCGCUGUGCUCUCAAAGACCAUCUUCGUAACCACAUGCUGCGCGGGGAGGAGGUGGACGAGGAGACGGUAGAGGUGAGGUCCCUGCCACUACAGCUGACCCGCCUCUUGCAGCCCAUUGUGGUGCCGGUGCCAGAUUCCCUCAGGAUGCGAGGCAAGAAGGUAGGCAGGAACCUGAAGAGUCACGGCUCUGUGAACAAAAUGCCUGUGCUGAAACCAAUAGGGAGGUGUGGGUCGGCCAGGCUGGACGAGUACCAGAACGAUGCCGGGGCCACGUCCCUGGAGGAGGAGCAAGAGGAUGCGGUGGAGCAGGAGGAGGAGAUGAGGAGCCCCACCGAGAAGAUACCGCCUGGAAUCAAGAGGCUGUCACCACGGAAGAGAACGGUGCGGUGCUACCUGUGUGAAAGAAUGUUCCAUAGCGUGCGGGAGUUGAUGGCACACAUGCGCACCGACCAGCCCUACUCAGACCAGCGCGUGGAGUGCAAGAAGUGCCAGCUGGUCCUGCCGAGUGUGUGUGCAGCCAAGGCACACAUCCUCACACACCCGCCGGCCAACACGUCCAACAUCUCAGUGUGUCCGGAGUGUGGGAGUCGCUGCGAUGGGCCACGGGAGUUUGUGCACCACCUCAACACCUGUGGCCACCAGUACCGGCGGUCUGGUGUGGUGUGUACCGUGUGUCAAGUGUGCUUCUUUAGGUCCCAGGACGACUUCCUCACACACUGGAUCGCCGAGCACUGUGCCAAGUCGUACGAGUGUGUGGUGUGCCGCAGCACCUUUGAGAGUCUGGUGUUCCACCGCUGUACCUCACCGGGCCAGCAGGUUUUGGCCACCUUCCGCUGCCUGCUGACCUGCCCACUGUGCUCAGUGGCAGUGCAGCUCCAUGCACAGGAGGAGCAGGACACCAAUGGCAAGAUCCGUGCCCACCUGGCAGAGGCACAUCCCACCAUCAUCACCCGCGUCCAUUAUGUCUACAAGUCCAAGUUCUGCACCAAUGCCUUCCGCUCCAAGGAUGAGCUGCGUGCACACCAUGACCGGGAGCACCGACGUGACAACCACUAUCGCACCAAGACCUGCACGCUGCACCAUGAGGUGCUUGGUUACCAGCACCAGUACUUCAGUGGUCAGGAGCCUCGCAAUGCUUUUGUCACGCUGCCUGUGGCACUCAGUGCUGAGGAACUGCAUGAGGCCCGCAUCAGGGACGUGCCCACUGUCAGCAGCGUCAUUGACAAGACACUCUUCCCAGACAUGAUCCUGCAAGAGUCUGGGCGAGGUGUCAAGGGCGAGAGGCCCUCCAAGAACAAGGCUGCAGCCAGCAAGGGAUCAGCCAAGGAGGUCGAGGCCAAAGAAGGAGGGACAAAGGAUGGUCCGGUGAAGAAGGACAUGGACCAGCUGGACAAGUUGAGGCCCAAGGUGUGCUAUCGGUGUGGUAUUCAUUAUGCCGACAACAAAGACUUCAGGCGACACAAGCGCACCUGCGAGGGUGAGUCAGCGGAGCGGCAAUGUCGGCUGUGUGGCCUGACAGCCGUGGGCGAGGACUUUGCUCGCCAUUGCUUGGGCCACGUGCAGGAGGGGGCCAUACUUUGCAUCUACUGCAAUGGCACACAGUUUGCCACCACAGCAGACCUGGAGCAGCACUUUGAGCUGCAUGUGCAUGAACAGUUCUCAUAUCCUGCCAGCUGUGCUUUCUGCUGCACUUCCCUGCCAGACGUGCCCUCGGCCUUGGCACACCUCAAUGAGGAGCAUGACCCACUCCACAUCCUUGACACCUCAGAGUUUGAAUGUGACAGAUGUGGCCGCAGGUUCCACGGGGAGCGGGGCCUCAGCGUUCACCUGGGCCGCUGCACACUGGGCACCGCCACGCCCACACCAGCCUCGGCUGGCUGCCGGCAGUGCCAGGUGUGCACCAAGGCCCUCACUCCAGAGAUGUUUGGCCGGCACAUGGUCUGUCACCUGGAGGAGGGGCUGCUGGUGUGUAGCCUGUGUGACGGCCGCACUCUGCCCUCCUCCAUGGCCCUCCUGCACCACCUGGAGGAGCAUGCAGCAUCCCUGGCAUACCCCAGCUCCUGCCCCAUGUGCACUUUCUCCAUGGAGGACUCCACCUCAGCUCUCACACACCUGAAGGAAGAGCACGGCUUUGGCAACCUGCACUGCGCCGACUGUGACAUGCACUUCAACUUCACGUACCAGCUGCAGCGGCACACGGAUAUCGUGCACAAGAUCUGCCAAUACGCCAAGCGGAGAUACAUCUGCUGGAUCUGCCGUGCUUACGACCAUGUCAAGAAGGAGACGCUGAUGAACCACUUCCGCACAGUUCAUGGCCUGGAUCGCCAGCAGGUGGACGAAAAGGUGAUGAUCAGAACCAGGGGACAGGGCACCAUGCCCACCUCACAGUUCAUACCUACCAAGCCUCUGGGCAGUAAGGAGAACCAGGGAUUUGCCACCGCCAAUAAGGACACCGAGACUCCCCCGACGAGGACUCAGAGGGACAAAAGCAAGUCCUCACCAAGCAAAUCCUCAACAGGUACAGACUCCCCAGUGAAGCAAAGUGGUGCCAGUAGAUCUCCUUUGAAGGACUCACCCCAGAAGACAGUCACCCCUCAGGAGAGUCCUAUCAAAGAGGAGGUGUCAAAGAUGGGCACCUCACAGGGCAUGGCAGGCAAAGACAACCUUCCUAAGCUUCACAGCAUAGAUGUGAGUGGUGCAGGGGACUCCUCCAAUGCCCUGCCACCUUCCAAGCGCCAUCCCUCCUUACUUGAGAAGAAGAUAAAGGACAAGUCAAAGGUGUUGGUGAAGAGGCUCCCAAAUUCCAUCCUAGACGAAGAGUCCAGAACAAAAAGGAGAAAAACAGAGGGACAGAGGAGCGAGGGUGAACCAGACAUCCAGGAUGGUGUCGAGAAAAAAGAGAGGAAGAAAAAGAAGAAGAAGAAGAAAGCAUACAAGUGCCAGCUGUGUUUAUAUGGCACCAACUUCAAGGACAAGAUGGAUGCCCACCUUCUCAAGCACAGGGAGAAUGGGGAGGAGGUGGGAGAUGCAGACGGCUUUGUGUGUCGUGAGUGUGGCGCUUCAUUUGUGGUGGAGCCAUCUCUGGCACGCCACAUGUUCUUUGCACACAAGGUGAAGCUGCAGGUGUCUAGUGCUGAUGAGAAUGAUGAGACCACGUCAGCACCACCAGUUCCAGCACCAACAGCACUUCCACUAGCACCAGCACUAACACCAGCACCACCACCAGCACCACCACCAGCACCAGUAUUGCCUCCAGCCAAUACACACAUCAAGAUAGAGCCAGACAGUGAGGCAAAGCCCAUGGAGGAGAGAAGAGAAACUCGUGUGAAGCAGGAGGUGAGGGAGGUACCGGAGGAAGUGAAGCAGGAGAGAACAGUCGCCAAGAGGAAGACAUUGAGGGAGACAGUGAGAAAGAAACCUGAAACUGAGGCCAUGAAGACAAGAGGGGAGAGGAGCAGAAGAGUAGAGGCAGCGUCUGUGAAGAAGCGACCCUCAAGACCAAACCCCAAGAGGAAGCCGGAGAGAGCCGUGACACAGACAGCACUGACAGCAACAUCAAGCAGGAGGAAGGAGGAUACAUCAAGAAGGAAGGCAAAGGAAGGCAGGAGGAAUUUAGAGAGAGUUACCGUGAAGAGGGAAUACUUGGAGGAUGAUUACGAUGACGAUACACUUGAUAAUCAGUGCGUAGUGUGUAAGGAGGAAUUUACUAAUCCCGUUGAGUUAUACAGCCACCUGAGGACGCACGGUAUGGCCUUUCUCAAGCUUGGCCGCAAAGCACGACCGCUCGGCCUUGGAAAACCUCUCGAGCGGUAGGGACUAGAAGGAAAGCCAGCUAUCACAGAGUUUUAUUUUUCCAGUGUUUUGUUUGUGGUAUACAGCUUUGACACAUGCAGUAGGAAUGAGUGAGGGUGGCCAGGUGUAUGUGUGUGUGUUUGUGUGUUGUGGCCUCCUGCAGUGGUGAGGCAUCAUAAGUAAAGAGAAGUGAGAGAAAUGGACCUCUACUAUUACUUGCAUUGGCCAGGUACUGUCAUUUGAGGGAAGAUGAAUGUGACCCAUAGUGUGACUUUGUUUUGGCCAGCGUUGUCAGUACAGGAAGGAGGAGAAAGAAAAUAACCUGUACUAUAUCUUGCAGUGAGUAAGUUGUCAGUGAAGAUUGAAUAUGAAAGAAAGGGACCUACACUAUAUAUAACUUGCAUUGGGUAUGCCUUGUCAGUAAAGAAAAGAGGGAGGCAGAGACUUCCUUGUAACACUUGAGAUAUUAAAUAAUGCAAAUCGCCUGAAAAGCAGGAAAACAAGAAUAAUGGAUAUGAAAGAGGAAAGCUACACCAUGAGAAAACCUCACACAACUGACUCAAGGCUGGCAGUUGGUUUGGCUGCGUCUUUAACCGUACUGAAUGUAUGUACGUGUGUUUGUUUGUAUGGGUGAGUUUAUGCUAACUUAACAUUCAUUGUGAUAGUAUGUUGUGUACUACUACUACUACUACUACUACUACUACUACUACUACUACUACUACUACUACUACUACUACUACUACUACUACUACUACUACUACUACUACUACUACUACUACUACUACUACUACUACUACUACUACUACAUAGUGUAAUGAUGUCUGUUUGAUUUUUAUUGCUUUUAUGUUUUUGCUAUUUACGUUUAACAAUAAUUUCCCUCCGCCAGCUUGCUUGGUUCAGUUCUGUGUCACUUCAUUUGGCAAUCCUCCGGUCUAGUCACGUGUUCUAGAAAGCUAAAAAUGAACGAAAAAGCAAGAAACAUUUAUCAUUCUUAUUUUUGUCAAGUUGGGAGUAGUGAGAGAAAAAAAUCUAUUUUCCUUAUUUUUAGAGAAUAUUUCCUUUAUGUUCAGAUUUAUUGUUAGUUUUUCCCCUCUUGGCCUGAAUGUAAGAUGUGUCCCUCCUCCUCCUUCUCCUCCUCCUCUUAUUUUUUAUCACACCGCUCCUACUGUCUCCUUCCUUCUGUUCUCUCCUACAUUCUGGUUCUCCUUUAUUCUAUUUUACAAGCAAGAAUGUCUGUGUUAUCUUUUUCAUUGCAGCUUUGGGUAUUUUGAGUUUUUUGAGUAAUGUGGCUUGUGGUGCUGUGUAAUAUGCUGUGAUGCCAUCUCUCUCUCUCUCUCUCUCUCUCUCUCUCUCUCUCUCUCUCUCUCUCUCUCUCUCUCUCUCUCUCUCUCUCUCUCUCUCUCUCUCUCUCUCUCUCUCUCUCUCUCUCUCUCUCUCUCUCUCUCGAUGUGUGUGUUGUGUACAUAUUUCACCCCCAUUGCUGCUUCUCCUGAGGUGUUUGUAGAGGUUAAGUGACGGAAAGAUUUUAUUUGAUUUUUUGUUGUUUUGUUGAAUCAAAUCGUACAAAUUUUUUUUACCUUUAAUAGUUUUGCUCUUAAGUUGCCAGAUACAUUUUAUAUUGUUUUGCAGAUUUGAUGUUUAGUUUUAUUUAUGCAUUAGUAAACAAAAGUAUGUUUCUGUAGUGCUGUUCUUCACCCUUUCUAUACCCUGGUGUUGCUUUGACCAAAUUUUGAUAGAGUUUGGGGAGUUUUGACCACUUAGAUACUGAAAUUGUCUUAUAAAACUUAUUGGAACCUCAAAAUUCAUCUUCUUGAUAUUUUAACAACAGUAAAAAAAAAAAAAAAAGCAAGAUGAUAAAAUUGAUGAUCAUGAUGAAUUUACACAUUUUAUUAAGUUUUGCAUGACAGUUUUCAUAAUGAAGCCAUUCAAAUUUGUACAAGUUACAAUGCCAUCAAGUGCAAUAAUGUUCAUGUUUUACUGGAGCAACAUUAUGAAGCCUGGAUGUCUUGACAAUUACAGACUGCGUUAAACAAUCAUUUCACUUUUGUGUAUGCCACUGAAGUGAUAAUUUCCUGCAACCUGUAACUCUGUGUUUGGCCUCCAUCAUCCCCUCUGUCUGCUGCCCCAUGCCACCCAGGUGUAGAUGUUACCUGCUGUCUAUUACUUCCAGUUUUAAAAUCAUUGGUACAAAUAUUACCUUAAUUUUUUUAUAAAGAAAACACAGAUGUUUGUGUGUACAUCCUAACAUUGCCAUUGCAUUGUAUAUAUUGCUCAACAUCCUGUGUGUGUGUGUGUGUGUGUGUGUGUGUGUGUGUGUGUGUGUGUGUGUGUGUGUGUUCAUUUGAUAGAAAGCCUGCCAUUCAUUUAGUUAAAGAUUCACCAAACUCAUAAAUUACAUCAUCAGCCCUUCAUCACUCACGUCUUUGCCAAACAAGCACAGUGUACACUGCUUGUCUUACUAAACAGUCACUUAUUAAGGCACAUGUAUAUUGUCUGAACACAAUCAUUCAUCUCAUUCACUGCAUCAGAACUACACAAUUUCAUCAUUCACUCAAUAAACUAACCAACAUAAUUUGCACAUUUCAUCCUCACACACAUUUGUAACCUUUCAUACACAGAAGUCCUUGAUGUAGUGCUUUGUGUUCUUAAACAUUGCAGUACUGUAAGUUGACUACAUUUAACUGGCUGUAGUAGAGGUUGUUCGGGUUUUCAAGAGUGUUUGUGUGAGUCUAGUGAUAGUCGAACAAAGGAUUGUGUAGAAAGCAACCGUGAAAACCCAACUGAUCAUCGCUGUGGCUUUUGAAAUUAGUCCUUAAGAUAAUACAGAGUGUUUAAGAAUAUGUGCCAGUGUAGCGAGCAUCUUUACUGAUGAGGAGGCAAGACAGACGGUUAACUUAGUAUGUACAAAUUGUGCAGCAACUUGCAUAUUUGAGAUGAUGUUCACCUAAGUAUUCCUGCAUUUAUAAAUUUUGAGCUAAAUUAACCCAGAAUACUGUAAGUUAACUGGAUGUCUUUCUUGUAAGGGAAUAUUGUAAUGUAAAUGUAUGCCAGAAGAAAGAAGUGUGUUUAUGUAUGUAUGAGAAGGGCAUCAGUAAAAACAUUCACAGUGGUGGUGGCCAAGAAAUGCAAUCGUGUGGAAAAAACUUAAUGCUCAGCCAAGACUAUCACUAUUGUUGUUAAGAGACGAGUGAGUAAGGUAGACGAGUGGCCCUUUGUAUCACCUUCCUUACCUACUGAGUGUUGUGCAUCAGUGUUCCUUACGUGAAUGGCAGCACCUUGGAAGGACACCGUCUAUACACAUGAUCCAGGUGGUGCAGGUGUGUGCAUAAAGAGAGGUCUGUAGUGUGCUUCCUAGUAAAGUUUGUGUUGGUAAUGUGCUGAAGGCAAGAAAGAGGUAAUAGUCUGGUAUCAUAUAGAAGGUCCAUUUUGUAUAGGAGGGAGUGAAGGCUUCUUGUAUUUUCAAGCCAUAGGAAGGAGUGUGGGAGGGAGCUGUGUUGUGCAGAGGAAGCUUCAUGCCAUAAAGAGUGUAGGAGACAAGUGUUAGUAAUAUGCAAUUUUCUUUUAACCUUGUGUAUCUGAUCAACUGUAUUUCCCUAGAGUGUAUAAUAUAGAUUUUUUAUUACUGUUGAUAUAAUUGAUUAUUCACAUUUUCUACUAAAACCUUAUUUGUUUUUAUCUUUGUAAGUAAAUGUUCCUUUACAAAAUGAAAGCAGAUUGUUAUGUAGCUGUAAGAGUAUCAACCUGUGUCCAAGAUGUUUUUCCAAUAUCUUAUAGGGAACUUGUAAAUCCGUUUUGUAUUUUGGAAUGAUUGAAGCUAUUUUUUGUAAUUAACAUUCCAUCUUGAUGCAAUCAUUAUUACAGAGACAACUGGUAAUAAAACUUCAAGGCUACAAACAUGAAAGGCUUUAUUUUUCAGCAGAGGAAACACAAUUUCUCUCACCCACACCUUUGUGCUGGGAACACACACACACACACACACACACACACACACACACACACACACACACACACACACACACACACACACACACACACACACACACACACAC
Molecule: messenger RNA, 10434 nt
Organism: Portunus trituberculatus (swimming crab)
Lineage: Eukaryota; Metazoa; Arthropoda; Malacostraca; Decapoda; Portunidae
Product: zinc finger protein 532-like
Biological process (GO): regulation of transcription by RNA polymerase II
Cellular component (GO): nucleus
Molecular function (GO): sequence-specific DNA binding; DNA-binding transcription factor activity, RNA polymerase II-specific
Source: RefSeq, a predicted model, not a curated record